This is a messenger RNA of Pseudomassariella vexata, 1809 nucleotides long. RefSeq names its product FAD/FMN-containing dehydrogenase. Lineage: Eukaryota; Fungi; Ascomycota; Sordariomycetes; Amphisphaeriales; Pseudomassariaceae. Bases 184 to 1722 code for a protein of 512 amino acids. The record is from RefSeq and is a predicted model, not a curated record. The transcript is spliced from 3 exons. Gene Ontology annotation, molecular function: oxidoreductase activity, acting on the CH-OH group of donors, oxygen as acceptor; FAD binding.
GGGAGUGGGUGGAGAGAACUAAGCUUUCUGCGAGGUGGAUGGAGUGACUAUUUAGCAGUCGCCACAUCGUAGCGCUUGCCCCCUGGAUCAUCCUUGGCUUGCAAGCUGAGAUCGAGCUUCAUCCGGCAAAUCACCCUGUUUCUCACCAGCUCUUCACUGAUAGCAUCUCUGCCAUUCCUCACGAUGUUGUCACUUCGCCAAAGCUACCUUUUAGCCUGCACCGUCCUAGGCGUCGCAGCGGUGCCCUACAACACGUUCGACGGCGUAGGGUUCCCCGCCUGUAACGAUGUCGCCGCCGUGUACAAUGUCACCAGCGUCGACGAGAUGGUUCAGAUCGUCAAAGAUGCGGCUGCGAAUGGGACGCCGGUGAGGGCAUCGGGAAAGGGGCACAUGUGGUACGAUACUAUGUGCCAGGACGACCCCAACACCAUCAUCAUCCACACCGAGGAGGCAAACCAGAUCACCGAGUUCAGUCUCGAGGAGGGCGCAGCAUCGGGCUCGGUCGUCAUGGAGGCCGGUGUCACCUUCUUGCAACUGGCCGAGUACCUCCACGAGCGCAAUGCUUCGAUGGGGUAUACGCUGGUGAACUGGAACAUUACCAUGGCCGGCGCCGUCGCCAUGGGGGCCCAUCGAUCGUCCAUUCGUGAAGAUUCCAUGGUUGCUGCAGGUGUGCUUUCGAUGGACAUCAUAAACGGAAACGGUGACAUUGUCACGCUCGACAGGGACAACACCAACGAUGACUGGCUUGCUGCCUCGACGUCUUUGGGUCUGCUUGGUGUUAUUGCCAGGUUGAAGUUCAAGAUUUACCCAGACUUCAAGGUCUAUGCUCAGCAACUGACGCUCGAGGAAGAUGACGUCCUGAACGGAGACAUCUACAACAUGAUCGCCCCGUAUGCCACGGCCAACUUCUGGUGGUGGCCCUACCUAAAGAAGUUCCAUUGGCGCACCUACGACGUGAUCCCCACCAACAAAAGCGACCAGCAAGGCUUCCAAAACACCUUCUCCGUAACGGAGCUCGAAGGCAACACGGCGCGUACCAUCCUUGACAGCGGCAAAUAUCUGGCCACCUCCAACAUGCUCAUGGAAUCCAUCUUCUUCGGACAAUGGUCGGAACCCAACUUCCACGAGAAGACGACAGACGAGAAAAUCACCGACUGGCCCGUCUACGGUUGGAACUACGACGUGCUCAUUGGCGGCUUGUACCCGGGCCAGCAGCCCGAGUGGGACUACAACCUACACGGCAUGACGCUCGAGCUCGCCUUUCCCAUCAUCAUGGCCAACGAUAUGCUGAAGCGCGUGCGGGAGCUCUUCGACGCCGAGUGGACCGAGAGGGGCAUCAUCAUGACGAGCACCUACCGCAGCGGCAUAAACAUCAAGUUCGGAAAGCCCUAUUAUGAUCUCCUGGGCCAGGUCACGUACGAUACAAGCGAUGGCGCCGAUUGGUCCAAGGGCGCUAUCAUGUUUGAUUUUCCCAGCUUUAAGCCGACUAUUGGGGAUAAGAAGCGGUUCAAUGAGGAGUUUUACCCAAGGCUAGCCAAGACGCUUGUCGAAGAGUUCCCCUGCCGCCCCCACUGGACCAAGAACACGCGUGAGGUAUAUGGCAACGCGACCAAGAACAUUGACCCCGAUCAUCUGGCGCGGUUCAAGGUCGUAAGGGAGAAGUUUGACCCUAACGGUAUCUUCAAGAGCAUCAUCGGGGAGAUUCUGGGGCUCUAUGAUUAAGGAGGUUCUGCACCAGUUGGACUAGAACCGGGCGGCAUAUGCCUAUUUCAGUGUAUAUACUUGACGGUUUCGAUACGGGAUGUUUAU